Cheilinus undulatus (humphead wrasse) is the source of this 8034-nucleotide messenger RNA. It is a transcript of the gene inppl1b, whose product is annotated as inositol polyphosphate phosphatase-like 1b. Gene Ontology annotation, biological process: phosphatidylinositol dephosphorylation. The transcript is spliced from 27 exons. Bases 1346 to 4999 code for a protein of 1217 amino acids. NCBI's taxonomy places the organism in Eukaryota, Metazoa, Chordata, Actinopteri, Labriformes, Labridae. Gene Ontology annotation, molecular function: protein binding; phosphatase activity. The record is from RefSeq and is a predicted model, not a curated record.
AGGGUGACAGAAGGAAAAAGGUUGGGAUCAGAGAAAGAAAGGGUGAAGAAAACAAAUACGCCUGCCAGAGGAUAAAAGACUAAAGAUAGUGAUGAUAUAAACAAAGAAGAAACUGGGGAUUAGCUGGGUCACCUGUGUGUGCAACAUUGUGAUUAAUGCGUGGAAUUUAAAGGGGGGGGCAGGGCAGGGUAUAAAGAGGAAGUAGAAAAGAGACAGGGGAGAGAGAAAAAGGAAGAAGUCUGCUGUUUCACACACUGGUGUGGAAGCUGAGCCCCUCACAAGAAUUCUCCUGGCUGUGUCCGCCAUCUGGAAUGCCGAGUCACUUCCUCUGUCUGCCCUGCGCUCUAACGGGGUUGUCCUCUGCCUCUGUGCUCCCUCCCUCUGCUCUGACAGCACUCUGAAGAACCACUGGAGAGUACCGAGUGAGGACGGGACUCUUCUGACAAGACACACAAACAUCCAGAAUGAAAGUGAGACCCCAGGAGUAGCCCGCAACCAGCCAGACGCACGCCUAAUGGAAUCUGGGGUCUGGAAGACGCAAAGACAACUGCAGUCAUCAGCUGAACUUUUUGGAGGGUGUUCCUAUUCCCUUAUAUGGCAACAGAGCUGGGAAAUCAUUUGAAUUAGUCUGGUUUCUGUUGCAUGCCUGUCUGGUUUUAGUGCUGACUGAGGUCCAUCUGGUGUGUUUCUGUCUCUGCUGCGUGCAUGCGUGAGUGUGUGGGCGCCCUGUGUGCGGCUCCAUUUGUUUAUUUUGCCAUUCUUGGUUCUUCUUUUCCUGUUGUUUGCAUGUGGGCUUUUUGUUUUGGGACAGAAGGAGGGCUUGUGUUUGUGGUUAAGCCAGAGGCAGCGUCAUUGCCUCAGGGGUGGCUGCUUCAUUUAGACUGUGCAACAACCUCUCGCUAUUUCUCCUCUACCUCCCAUGCCCCGCUGUGAUGGUCCGUGUUUGUAAGAGCAACACACCCACCUGGGUGAAUCAACUUGAAGACAAAAACUGGAACUAAUCCCUCCACACAAGGAUCACUUCUGGAAAAAAAAGGACUGGAGCUUCUUUGGAUCAACCUUCAAACAGCUGGAUGUUUCUUCUUCUGACACAACAGGAUGUGUUACUCACAAGCAGCCAACACGAACCCAGGAAGUGCUAGCUGAUACAAACAGGGUAUUGGGUGGUCCUUCUGACACUUUGAAGAAAAGGAUCAUGGGAAAGUUCCCUCUAUGGCACUGACACAUCAAACGAAACAUCAUCGAGAAAGUCUCACACAUUAAAUGAGCACUAAAGUAGUGUCAUGUAAAGCUCAUCACCUCAUGUGGAUUAUCUUUAAAAAUAUAUCUUGCAACAUUGGUUGCCAUGGCUACGGCAGCAUGGUAUCAUCGUGACAUCAGCCGUGUGCACGCAGAGGACUUGCUGGCACGGGCAGGGAGAGAUGGCAGCUACCUAGUGAGAGAUAGUGAGUCUGUGCCAGGAGCCUAUGCAUUGUGCCUGCUGUUCCAACGUCAUGUUCACACAUAUCGCAUUCUUCCUGAUGCAGAUGGUCUUCUAGCAGUUCAGACAACACAGGGGGUUCAGGUGAACUGUUUCCGGACUCUGGAGGACCUGGUGUUGGGGUACCAGCAUCCACACAAGGGUCUGGUCACUCCUCUGCUCUACGCUGUUCCCCGAGAUACCGACACAGGGGAUGAGAGCUCAGAUGAUGAGAAGCCGCCUCCAGCUCCAGUUAGCACAGUGCCUUUAGCGGGACUACCAGCGAAGCCAGCCCCUAAUGCACCUUUACUGGAUAAGCUGCAGGAGCUGAACACAUCUAGUACUGCAGGUGAGGUGAUUGGUUUACUCAAUGACUACCUCUUCAGCGAGCUGCCUCUCGACAUUGAAAAUGUGCAGAAAGGAGCAACAACUCUCUGCCACCUCAAGCGUACUCUGGGUACUGCCUGCCAAGGCCUUAACAGUGAGAUUGAUCUGACUCUCUCAAGCCUGGAAACCCUGGCAAAGGUCUUUGACCAUCCCAGCUGCUCUCUAGCAAACACCAAGGCACAGGGACCAGAGAUGGACUUAGAUAAUCUGCUGUGUAAGAUCUCAGCUUUAGUCAGCCUUCUUUCUUCACUGGAGAAAAAAGUGUUGAAAGCAUUGCAAGACGCAGUGACCAAUCACAACCUGGCUGUGCAGCCUAACCCACCCCCUCCUGAACCAACACCCACCAAUGUCACACCAGUGAAGAGCCAAACCAGGCAGCUACCAGUCCACUCUUUUCAGGUAAAGAUGGUGAGGUAUGGCAGACAGACCGUCUCUGUAGAUGUGGACACAGGAGUGCUGCUCUUUGACAGGAAGGCUGGUUCAUUUGGGAUAGAAAGGGUGUCACAUGACAGAAUCCUCCAGAUUGUCAAGUUCCAGAGCAGUCCUGCAAAGGUGCGCAUGGUAGUAGACAGCCACCACAGCACACCAUGGGAGAUGACGUUUGAGAGCGCACGGAAGCGUGAUGCCUUCUGCCAGCUCCUUCAGCUGAUGAAAACCAGACACUCUCAGCUGAGUGAACCUGACAUGGUUUCUGUGUUUGUUGGCACCUGGAAUAUGGGUGGUUCCCCGCCUCCUCGCAGCCUGCAUUCGUGGGUGACCUGCUGCGGUUUGGGGCACACUCCUGAUGAGUCCGUCGCAUUGCUCCCACAUGAUAUCUACGCCUUUGGGACUCAAGAGAACCCUCAGGGGGAGAGAGAAUGGACAGAGCAUGUUAAAGCAACCCUCCGCAGCUAUACUCACAUCGACUUCAAACAAGUGGCAGUACAGUCCCUCUGGAAUAUGAGGCUGGCUGUGUUUGUGAAGCCUGAGCACGAGAGUCGAGUCAGCCAUGUGAACACAGCCAGCGUGAAGACCGGCCUGGGAAACACAUUAGGUAACAAGGGUGCUGUUGGGAUCUCCUUCCUCUUUGGGGGAACAUCUUUUGGUUUUGUUAAUUGCCACCUGACCUCUGGAAGUGAGAAAGUUCUGAGGAGGAACCAGAACUUUGUGGAUAUCCUCAGGCUCCUGUCUUUAGGGGACAAACAACUCAGCGCCUUUGACAUCAGCCUACGCUUCGCUCAUCUCUUCUGGUGUGGAGAUCUCAACUACAGACUUGACUUGGAUGUUCAGGAUAUCCUGAAACACGUGUCUAAGAGAGAGUUUGAGGAGCUCAUGUGUGCAGAUCAGCUGACCCGAGAGAGACACAAGAGGAAAGCCUUUCUCAAUUUCAAGGAAGAGAAGAUUGCAUUUCCACCCACUUAUCGGUACGAACGAGGCUCCAGAGAUUGUUACCUUUGGCAGAAGUACAAGACUUCAGGGGUGAGAGUAAAUGUUCCCUCGUGGUGUGACAGGAUUCUGUGGAAGUCCUACCCAGACACACACAUCAUCUGCACAGCGUACGGUUGCACAGAUGACAUCUUCACCAGUGAUCACUCGCCGGUUUUUGCCACAUUCCAAGUGGGAGUGACUUCACAGUUCAGCUCCAAAACAGAAACAAACUCAAGUGUGGAGAAAGCCUGGAUAGAGCUUGAAGGCAUUGAGGCCAUCGUGAAGACAGCAAGCAAAGCAAAGUUCUUCAUUGAAUUUCAUUCAAUGUGUCUUGAAGAGACUCGACGCUCAUCUGAAAAUGAUUCACAGAGCUGUGAUGUUCCUGGGUUUCUCAAACUGGGCUGGUCCUUCAAACAGCUACCGAAGCUUCUUCCAAUCAUGUCUGACAUGGAGUACCUUCAGGAUCAGCACCUGCUGUUGUCUGUCAAGUCAUGUGAUGGAUACGAGUCAUACGGUGAAUGCUGUGUUGCUCUGCACUCCCUCUUUGGAGCAUCGGAGCAGUUUGAGACAUUUCUAAGUCAUCGUGGCGAGGAGAUGGGCUCCAUAAGAGGACGGGUGAGGAUCCAUGUACCCAAAGACAGACGAGGGAAGCAGGAGAAGUCCUACGAGAUGUUCCUUUUUGAGAAAGAUCCUGUGAGGGGACAUGUGUCUCCUGCAUCUUCUCGUGUCCAAGUUAACAGGUCAUCGGCACCUCCUUCCAAACUCACCCCAAGCAGCUACACCAAUCCAGCCUACUUCAUCUUUGAGGGUGUGUCGGUGACACGCAGGGUAGAGGAGGCUCUCCCCCCGCGGAGGGAUCCUCAGGUGAUCUGGUCAGGGAAUGAGGCCUUGCAGCUCCCAAAAGUCUCAGGACGUCCGGGGUUUGACAGAAGGCCCUGUCGCAGAUCAGACUUUACAGAGAUUGAAAUUCCAGCCGUCCUGCCCCAGUAUACCCCAACAAAUGAUCUUCAUACACCCCAAACCAACUCCUCCUAUCAGCUUUUCCCUGCCAAAAACCCAUCUCCCAUUCCUCCACCCUCAAGUAACGCCAUGCCACAGUACCAGGAACAGACUCCACAACCCAGAGAUAAAUACCAAGGUAAAAACAUAGUUCAGGACUCCAUACUGCCAGAGAAGAACCUGAGGAACUUAUAUAUGAACCACUCAGCUAUCAUCAAGGAAAAGACCAGAAGGGAUCUGCAUCAGCUUCUUCCAGAAAGAACCAAUCCUGUCCGGGCAGCUAAGAAGCCGUCAGCGUUCCCCUACAUCCCCACUCACUUAGCACACAGCCAGGCCACCGUGCCCUGGAUAGUGGAUCAGCAGCCGCCUGCACCUACAGGAGACAACUCCCUCACCGCUCUGCAAAUCGCCAAGUCUCUCAGCGAGGUUGACUUUUUCCCCAGUGAGCAGAGAGGCCCCUCCAUACCCAACCAGAGAGUAAGUUACAGAAAUGGCCCUUCAGUGCACGUAGAGAGAGGCCACUGCUGGGACAAAGAGGUUUCUGUUCUCCAAGGUGCUCCAGAGACUGUGCGGGAGCUUCUCAGUGCUUUAGGUCUUCAGAGAUACACACUGGGACUCAGUCUCAAUGGCUGGGACGAUCUGGAUUAUUUCAGUGGUGUUACUGAGGAGGAUCUACGUGCUGCAGGAGUGACAAACCCAUCACACAGACGCAGGAUCCUUGAGAACCUGCCCAGAAACUGGAACUAACUCACUGAGAUGAAAAACACCAACGGUACAAUGCAUCACUAUCAAGCCUGGAAGAAGAAUAAAACCACCCAGAUCUAAAAGGACGAACUGAUCGGAUACCAGGGCUUAUAAUAAUCCCUGUCUGCUUUUCUUUUCUCCAGCCAUACUAUAGGAGUGGUUUGUCUGAGUCCACACAGCAAAGGCACAGGAAGCACUUGUUGCACAAUCUGCUCCAUUCAUUAUUUCAUGUUGACGAAUGAUGAACAACAUGAGAGAUAUGAAUGAAUAGGUUAGACAUGAGCCUCCAGUUAUUGACUCUUGUAUAAAUAUUGAUCAUUGCAUCAAGGCCUCAUUGAUUUUAUUUCAAAUGAAUUUUAAAUGACUAUGAAAAUAUCCAGUGUUCACUAAGGCAGGUGUUUACAGUUCACCUUUAUCCCUGCUACUGUGUCCUUUCCAUUACUCUGCUAUCAUUGAGCCUGGAUCCAAGCUUGUAAAAGCCCUCUGUUAAACCUCUGGAGCAGAAAAUCCCUGACUGUAAAUAACCACAUCUGUAAUUUGGGUGCAGAGGGGCCUGUCAUAUUUCACUUUGUUUACUGUUAUCAUGUCACUUAAUCAGCACUUAUGUCCACUGUGCAUGUUUUAUGCGACCUUUGUAAAGUGCAUAAAGCAACUCUUGACCGUUACCGAGCAAUCGCAGGUGUUAUUUUAUGCUGUCAAGCAUGACAUCGGACAUAAAAUCUUUUCUGUUUGAGUGCUCACGUCACACCGUCACAGUAUGUUGCUACCAAAAGCAAAGUGUAGCCCACCUAAUACAUGGAGGUCACUCUGGUGAAGAAGCAACAGCCACUGCCAACAGUAAGAGAUGUUAUUUAAAGUGUAAAUGAGACUGUUUAUCCAAGGGAAAUGUCUCAGAUAUCAUUUUUAUCACAUUUUAAAACAUGAAAAUCUCUCAUGACAUGAAUAACAUUAUUACACAGUUUACCAAGAUUCUAUGGAGCAACUAAGGAGACAAGGGCAGAGAUUUUUUUCCCCAAGUUUCUGGUUGGCAUCUCUCCUGACAGCACAAGAAAGUUUCUCAUACCACUUGAGAAGGUCUCAUAGGAUGAGCCCAAUAGGCCAGAUAUAGACUAUAUGGCCCUCUUCUUGGAGGGCUUUCCAUAGAGCAUUUAUGAGGUCAGACACUGAUGCUGGGCGAGAAGGCCUGGUUCACAAUUUCCAAUCCAGUUCAUCCCAAAUUCCUUGAUGGGGUUGAAGUCCUUGCUUUUGUACAGUCAUGUUGGAAUAGAAAAGGGCCUUCCCCAAACUGUUGCUACGAAGUUGGAAGCAUAGAAUCGUCCAAAAUGUCUUGGUGUGCUCAAGCAUAAAGAUUGGCCUUCACUGGAGAUAAGGGGUCUAGACCAGACCCUGAAAAACAGCCCCAUAUGAUUAUCCCUCCUCCACCAAACUUUACAGUUGGCACAAUGCAGUCAAGCUGGUAACAUUUUCCUGGUAUCCGCCAAACCCAGACUUAGCCAAGUGACUGAAGAAGUCAAGUCAAGUCAAAUUUAUUUAUAUAGCACAUAUAAAAACAGCACAAGCUGACUAAAUGCUUUACGGAGAAAGGCAAGGUACAAAUAACCAUAUAUACAGAACAGCAAAGAACAAUAAACAACACAAAGUGUGAAGAGACGAUAAUACCGGGAGUGCUGGUUUAACAGAAAAGGGAUAUGAGAGAGCGAUCUAAUUUGAGUCAAAGGCCAAGGAAAAAAGAUGUGUUUUUAGCUGUGCUUUUAAGGAACAUAGUGAAUUAGCAGAUCUGUAUGACUUGUCACUCCACAGAACAUGCUUCCACUGCUCCACAGUCCAGUGUCAGUGGUGAUUUAUACCACUCCAUUCAACACUUGACAUUGGACUUGGGGAUGUGAAGCUUGCAUGCAGCUGCCCAGCCAUGGAAACCCAUUACAUGACGCUCCUGCUGCACAGUUCUUGUGCUUACAUUAAUAUCUGUGGAAGUUCAGAACUCUUCAGCUAUGGACUCAGCAGAGCGUUGGAGACCUAUGAGCAUCAUGCACCUUACCAGUUGUUGACCCCACCCUGUGGUCUUCUGCUGUUGUUCCUAAACACUUACACUUUCUAAUAAUAUCACCUACAGUUGACUAUGGAAUAUCAAGCAGAGAUCAAAUUUCACAAACCAUCUUAUUGCAAAGGUGGCAUCCAUCACAGUACCACGCUUGAAGUCACUGAGCUCUUCAGAACAACCUAUUUGGUAUCACAAAUGUUCUCAAAUGGAGACAGCAUGGCUAGGUGCUUGAUUUUCUACACCUGUGGCAACAGGUCUGAUUGAAACACUUGAAUUCGGUAAUGUACAGGUGUGGCCAAAUAAUGAAGUCUGUAUAGUGUAUCUCAGAGUUUUAUAAGUGCAAAACUUUGUUGUGUGCAAGAAAGAAAUCUUAUAAGCUCAAGAAGUUUUCUUGUGUGCAUGUUUUAUUUUCUGCUGCAUGAGAACAACUUUUUUAAGCCUUGUCUCCUUAGGUCAUGUUUUUGUUGGUAACUGAAUAUCAGGUUUGGAAGAAAAUGUCAAUAAAUUUAAAAUGUCUUAUUUUCUUAUUUUUUGUGUCGAAAUCAUAAAACAAUGACUGAAAGACAGGUUUUUGAUUUUCAUGGUCAAGACAAGCAAAAGUUCAAAAAUGACUUCAUUUUCCUUUUUCAUUUCAAAGAAAGACAGAAGAAAAUAAUAAGAUUGAAACAAAAAAUGUUUUUUUUUCAGUUUCUAGUCUCAAAAUGUUUUCAUCAAUGAAGGAUGAUCCAGUGAGGAUGGUGAACAACUUUUUCUCAGAGAAACAGACAUGGCUGUGCAAAAACUAAACAACAUUAUUUCAAAAUAAAAAUGAUAUUUAUGUGAGGAAUGAGGAAUGACUUUUUAAACUUAUUUUCAGUCUUUUUCAUAGGGUUUAACAGAUUCUGGCAUAAUCCAAGACUCAGGGUUUAACUGAACAGGCUAGCGGGCUAGCAGCAGUCACUAAUGCCCUUAAGUGAAGAUAUUAGCUUGUCCAACACUGAUCCUUUUGAUUUUUUAC